AUGGCUCUUGUGAGAGCAGCCGAUCCACAAACCUCCUCUGUUUCCAGUACUUCUGGAUAUUGUCGUUAUCACGUGUUCCUGAGUUUCAGAGGCCAAGACACUCGCAAGACUUUCACUGACCACCUCUACACGGCCCUUGUCAACGCCGGAUUUCGCACUUUCCGAGACUACGAUGAAGUCGAGAGAGGAGAAGGUAUCAAGCCCGAACUGCAGAAAGCAAUCAAACACUCACGAACUUCUGUCAUUGUGUUCUCGAAAGACUACGCGUCAUCCAGAUGGUGCCUUGACGAGCUGGUGAUGAUCCUUGAACGCAAGAGAAAGACCUCAGAUGACCAUGUCGUUUUGCCUGUCUUCUACGAUGUGUAUCCAUCCCAUGUAAAGAAGCAGACAGGAAGUCUUGCAAAGGCAUUUGCUAGACACCAAAAAACUCAACCGCUGCCGAAGGUGAAGGCAUGGAGAGAGGCACUUGCAGAGGUUGCAGAUCUGGCAGGGAUGGUCUUGCAAAAUCAAGCUCAUGGGUACGAGUCAAAGUUUAUCAAGAAAAUAGUUAAAGUGAUUGGAGACAAACUAAGUCGCACACCAUUGAGUGUUGCUCCCAACUUGGUUGGAAUGCAUUCUCGAGUCGAAAGAAUUAAUUUCUGGUUACAACGCAGGUCAACUGAUGUUGGCAUACUUGUAAUCUAUGGGAUGAGUGGAAUAGGGAAAACAACCAUCGCAAAGACUGUUUACAAUUCAAACUUUAGAAUAUUUGAAGGAAGCAGCUUCCUUGAAAAUAUCAAAGAAGUUUCAGAUCAACCCAAUGGCUUAGUUCAAAUACAAACACAACUUCUUUCUGAUAUUUGA
Prunus armeniaca (apricot) is the source of this 843-nucleotide messenger RNA. Lineage: Eukaryota; Viridiplantae; Streptophyta; Magnoliopsida; Rosales; Rosaceae. The record is from the annotation of a GenBank genome assembly.